This is a messenger RNA of Pneumocystis jirovecii RU7, 717 nucleotides long. RefSeq lists its product as uncharacterized. Gene Ontology annotation, cellular component: preribosome, large subunit precursor; nucleolus. Gene Ontology annotation, molecular function: RNA binding. The record is from RefSeq and is a predicted model, not a curated record. Gene Ontology annotation, biological process: ribosomal large subunit biogenesis; ribosomal large subunit assembly; rRNA processing. The transcript has 5 exons. The coding region runs from base 1 to 717 and encodes 238 amino acids. Lineage: Eukaryota; Fungi; Ascomycota; Pneumocystomycetes; Pneumocystales; Pneumocystaceae.
AUGCCUAAGUCAAAAAAAUCAAAAAUAAUUUCUCUAACAAGAACGGAUAAAAAAGGUCAAGAACACAAGAAAAAGUUAUUUGAAGAUAUAAGAAAUUGUAUUGACAAAUAUGAAUAUAUAUGGGUUUUUUCUGUUGAAAAUAUGAAAAAUGUUCAUUUUAAAGAAGUCCGAAGAGAGUGGAAAUGUAGUAGAUUUUUUGUAGGACGUUUGAGGAUAAUAGCAAAAUCAUUGGGAAUUACAAAAGAUGAAGAAUACCGAGAAAAUUUAAAUGAACUUGCAAAGCAGCUACUUCACGGGAAUGUAGGUGUAUUGUUUACUUCUGAAUCCGUACCAACAGUGGUUGAUUUUUUUUCAAAAUUCAGUCGAAUGGAUUUUGCUCGUUCUGGAUUUAUAUCUCCUCUUACUUUUAUUGUGCCCUCUGGCACUGUUUAUUCCAGAGGAGGACAAAUUCCAGAAGAGAGUGACACUCCCUUACCUCAUACAUUAGAACCUAUUCUUAGAAAUUUGGGCAUGCCAACACUUUUAAAAAAUGGACAGAUUACUUUAUUUAAUGAAUACACCAUUUGUAAAAAAGGUGAUGUUUUAGAUAAUCGGCAAACAAAACUUCUUAAAAUAUUUGGGAUAAUAACUUCGGAAUUCAAAAUUAGACUUAAAGGAUAUUGGUCAUCUUUUAAUAAUGAAGUAAAGCUUAUGGAAGAUCAUGUCAGUGAACUUUAA